Penicillium manginii is the source of this 1248-nucleotide messenger RNA. RefSeq names its product zinc-dependent alcohol dehydrogenase. The record is from RefSeq and is a predicted model, not a curated record. NCBI's taxonomy places the organism in Eukaryota, Fungi, Ascomycota, Eurotiomycetes, Eurotiales, Aspergillaceae. The transcript is spliced from 5 exons. Bases 1 to 1248 code for a protein of 415 amino acids. Gene Ontology annotation, molecular function: oxidoreductase activity; zinc ion binding.
AUGUCUACCUCGAUCACCACAGACGUCAGCAACUACGAGGCUCAUGGAUAUGGUGACCCAAGCCAUAGGAUGAAAGCCUUGACCUGGCAAGGGAAGAAUUCGGUUAAAGUUGUGGAAACGGCUUGCCCAACGAUCAUCGAUACAGGCGAUGUCAUACUUCGAGUGACGGGCAGCACCAUUUGUGGGAGUGACUUACACCUAUUGCACGGGGCUAUCCCAGAUCUCCAGCCAGGUGAUAUCCUCGGCCACGAGUUCUGCGGUGUUAUCGCAAGCGUGGGACCGGCUGUUAAGAAGGUCAAAGUGGGUGAUCGCGUUGUGGCAUCCUUUCAAAUUGCCUGUGGGGAGUGUUAUUAUUGCAAGAAGAAGCUAUCCUCGAUGUGUGAGCGGACGAACUCGAGCGAGGCAGCCUAUAAACUAUAUGGGCGUCGAACAGCUGGUAUGUUUGGAUACUCCCACUUCACAGGGGGAUUUGCUGGUGGGCAAGCAGAAUAUGUUCGCGUCCCUUACGGUGAUGUGAAUCUCCUUCUGCUGCCUGACGACGUCCCCGAUGAAAAAGGUCUCUAUCUUUCCGAUGUUCUGGCAACAUCUUGGAACGCUGUUGUUGACACUGGGGUUGAGGAGGGCGACACCGUAGCCAUCUGGGGAGCUGGCCCUGUUGGGCAAAUGGCCGCCGAGUUUAGCUUUUUUAAUGGUGCUAAAAGGGUUAUCCUUAUUGACGGCGGCCAUGGAAAAUGGCGACUAGACUUUGUCAAGAAAAUUUUACCCAAGCUCGAGACAGUCGAGUAUACGAAUCUCGCAAAGGGCGAGUCUGUCACCUCGACCCUGAAAAAAAUGUGCGACGGCCGUGGGCCUGAUGUGGCGAUUGAGUGCGCUGCUGGUGAGUAUGCAAAAGGAUGGGCUCAUUACUUUGAGAGGCUGCUAGGGAUGGAAACGGACACGCCUGAGCUUGUUAACGAGAUGAUUACCUCUUGUGAUCACUUCAAUAUCGGUUCUUUGAUGGAGACCGGGAUCCGUCUUAUUGGCAAUGGACAAGCCCCUGUGCAAAAGUACUGGAAAGACCUAUUGAAUUAUAUUCAGCAGGAGAAGAUCCAUCCCCUGCAUAUGGUCACCCACCGGUACAAGCUCGAGGACAUGGAGAAGGUCUACGAUUUAUUCAAUAAGCGUGACCCGGGAAUGCAGAAGGUUUUUGUCCAGACAAAGUUUUCCGACCCUCCAGCACCAGGGGCGCCUGCCCUAACAGAACUCUGA